Molecule: messenger RNA, 660 nt
Organism: Cetraspora pellucida
Lineage: Eukaryota; Fungi; Glomeromycota; Glomeromycetes; Diversisporales; Gigasporaceae
Source: the annotation of a GenBank genome assembly
AUGACCGCCGUGACCCAAUCAGAUCACGUGUCAGAAUCAGGGGAGGCAUCGAGCAAAUGGACCGACUCAUCAAUCGUCAACCCAGACAAGACAGAGGCACGUCCAGCAGGUGGCACAUCAGUUGAAACCGACUUUUCCAAAAUUGACAGUAAUACAAAGGUGUACAUUGACACAGCAUGCCAAGCAUCAUCAAACACAAUAAUUACAGCAAUAAAAUUGUACAUUGAUCAAAACAAUGAGGCACACAAGAAUAUGAUUGUUAAACUAAAUGAACAUUUAGACUUAUGUUUCAACCAAAUUCAGCAGACUCAUCAUCAAGACACUACUAGUCUGCAACAGCAUGACAGUUCUAGUUCACAAGAAAAACCCUCUACUUUACAACAUAAUCAUGAGUUUAACAUGUUACAGACCCAACUACAUGAAAAACAUAGCAGUAACAAUACUAGAAAUCAGCAAGAUCAAAAGUCUAUUGAAAUAUUAUCAACUAAACCAAGUCUGUCAACUUACUUGUGGAAAACUAUAGAAGUCAGCAACUAUAUUGACUUAAAUGAGUUUGCCUAUACAAAUUUAAAAACUAGUCUUAAAAACAAUGUAGAUAAACAAAUAUUGCAAACAUCUGAAGGAGGCAUUAUUACCAUUUAUAAACAAAACUAUACUUAA